CUCUACCUCUCUCUCUGCCGCUGUCUCUCCCUCUCCCUGUCCCUCUCCCCCUCCCUCCCCCUCUCCCUCUGCCUCUCCCUCUCUCUGCCUUCAGAGAGCGAGCGAGUCGUUAAUACCUUGUGUUGCAAAACCAAAAUCCCGCUUCCCGGUGGAAACCUCUUGGGACUACAAGCGUUUGAAACUUGGGAGAGCCAUUUUCGCUGGAGUUUCCACCCACCCCAAUGACUUGCUUGGAAGCGGCGGACGAUGUGAAUUCAAUGCAGAAUGAACGGGGUCCUCAGCGAGAGCCGGGGGCGUCGGAAAGCGACCGGGACCGAGACGGGGACCGCAUCUCGGCGGCCAUGGCUGAUUUACAGAAGACAGGAUGGUACUGGGGAGCUCUUAAUGCGAAUGAAGCGAACGAGAAGCUAAAGGAGGCGGCUGAAGGCACCUUCCUGGUGAGGGACAGCUCACACCGCGAUUACAUUCUCACCAUCUCUGUAAAGACGGUUUGGGGACCGACCAGCCUGAGGAUCGAAUACCAAGACGGCAAGUUCAGACUGGACUCGGUGAUUCUUGCACGACCAAAGCUGCAGCGGUUUGACAGCGUGGUGGACAUGGUGGAGUACUAUGUGAUCCUGUGUCGGAUGAUACAGAACGCUCAGCGUCCUGCUCUGCAAAGCGGCGGUGUCCAGCUGCAACUGACCAGACCGCUGUACAGUCACACGCCAACACUGCAACACUUCUGCCGCAUUAAUAUCCAUAGAGCAACCAGAAGGACUCACGAACUUCCUCUCCCCACCAGACUCAAGAAGUACUUGUUGGAAUACAAGUAUCAGGUUUAAAACUCUUUUCAAUGGGGAAGGGAGCGCAGGUGAGAAAUUCUGUUCAGUACCUUCCCCAGCCAGGAACUUUGCCCAACAUGUUUCCCUUUGAAUGUUUUUUUAAAUAGAAUAUUAUCUAAUCUUUUCACCUCAGUGUCUCCAUACCCUGCUGUUCUGCUCCUUCUUUAAUUGGAAUGGGAUAUUCAGGUAUUGCAGCAGCAAAAUGGAUUCAUUUAUCUGAAGACGUGUCUCGGCCCAAAACGUCACCUAUUCCUUUUCUCCAGAGAUGCUGCCUGACCCAUUGAGUUACUCCAGCUUUUUGUGUCUGUCUUUGGUUUAAACCAGCAUCUACAGUUCCUACCUGCACAUAUUCAUCAUUUGGUUCCUGAAUUGGUCUGACCUGAAGCAAUCUAACCUUGGAAAGGCCUCCAGAAAUCAAUAUUUAACAGUGUUACCCUUGGAGUUGACUUUCAUAGUGUUCAUACAGUGUGGAAACAGGCCCUUCAGCCUAACUUGCCCACAUCCAUCAACAUGUCCCAUCUACACUAGUCCCACUUGCCUGUGUUUGCCGCAUAUCCGUCUAAACCUGUCCUAUCCAUGUACCUGUCUAACCUUUCUUAAACAUUGCAAUAGUACUUGCCUCAACUACCUCCUCUGGGAGCUCAUUCCAUACACCCACCCCCUUUGUGUAAAAAAAAUUAUCCCUCAGGUUCCUAUUAAAUCUUUCCCCCUCACCUUAAACCUAUGUCCUCCAGUUCUGGGCAAGAGACUCUCUGCGUCCACCUGAUCUAUUCCUCUCAUGAUUUUGCACAUGAUUUCUCUUCAAUUUUUAUUGUGCAAAAUAUUUUGAUUGGUUAGAAUAAUGAACUAAUCUGCAAAUACACCUUACAAUCACAAUUAAUCACAUUAAAUCAAUACACUUCAUUUGUAUUGCUAUUUAUUUAUGGAACUACUAUUCUUCUUCAGUCCACCGUCCAUUAUGUUGAAUAAAGAUACAAAGGGCUGGAGUAAUUCAGCGGGUCAGGCAGUGCCUCAAGAGAACAUGGAUAGGUGACAUUUUGGGUUGGGACCCUUCUUCAGACUCGCCUAUCCAUGAUCUCCAGAGGUGCUGUCUGACCCGCUGCAUUUUGUGUCUUUGUUUGGUAUAAAGUGGCAUCUGCAGUAAGUUCCUUGUUAUUAUAUUCCGUUAUAUUGAUGGCUGUUUGCCUAUAUUGCCAUUUGCUCCUUGCUGUUGUUGAUGGGUCUUUGCUGCUGGGUUCCAGCUACCUUUAACUCCUUCACCUGUGUGGAGUGUGAAACACUGUCAAAUAAUGCUUCUGAUUACAACUUGUUGCAAGAGAUUGGGGAGAAAUAUUGCAAUAAAAAUAUAUAUAUUUCUGUAGUCUUAAUUAAAUGUUUUGCA
Amblyraja radiata (thorny skate) is the source of this 2205-nucleotide messenger RNA. RefSeq names its product suppressor of cytokine signaling 2 (gene socs2). The record is from RefSeq and is a predicted model, not a curated record. Gene Ontology annotation, molecular function: 1-phosphatidylinositol-3-kinase regulator activity. Gene Ontology annotation, biological process: phosphatidylinositol phosphate biosynthetic process; intracellular signal transduction. The transcript has 2 exons. Lineage: Eukaryota; Metazoa; Chordata; Chondrichthyes; Rajiformes; Rajidae. Gene Ontology annotation, cellular component: phosphatidylinositol 3-kinase complex. Bases 222 to 824 code for a protein of 200 amino acids.